Chironomus riparius is the source of this 4361-nucleotide messenger RNA. The record is from the annotation of a GenBank genome assembly. Lineage: Eukaryota; Metazoa; Arthropoda; Insecta; Diptera; Chironomidae.
CUCGAUCAUUUACUCAUUUAAAGUGAAUUUUUUUACUUGUGUAUUCUAUAAAGACGAUUGUUUCAAUGCUCGCGAGUUUAGUCGCGAUCCAACUCUUCGAGCGUGAAAUUAUCAAACUGGAACUUUUAUUUAUAGACCCAUAUUCGGUGCAAAAGUAUUUACAUUAAAUUUUUUGUACUAAUUUUAAAGUGAAGUGAGGUAUAUAAAAGGAUCUGCUGACUGAUUUAAUAUUUUGACAAAAACAAUAAUAAUAAAUAGCUAGGAUAAUGGCGACUGACAGUUCUAAUACGUUGGAACUCAGUCCAAUACCACGUUCCGCUUCUGCCAAUCGUUUUCAAGUUAAUUUAGUAAAUAAGGAAUCAAAUGGUGGCGAAGCACAUGCGGAGGAUGAUGAUGAUCAAUUUAAUGAAGAUACAGAAAUAGUUAAACAACGUAGAACAUCACGAAUUCAGGCCAUCAGAAGCAGUUUUCGUGAUUCUGAUAAAAAGAAUGUCGAGAAAAAGCGCAAGGAAAGUGUAACCCGAUUCAAGGUCAGCGAUGAAAAUUCCGACUCGGGUGAAGAUGAAAAUUUACUCGAUGGAAAUGAAUAUGAUACGAAAUAUGGAAGGAGUUUCAGACAUUUCACCAGAGAAGCACUCCCACGUUUAGAUAAUUACCGCAAUAUCAUGUCUAUACAAGCUGGAACUCGACCAACGUUAGAAGAGCUCCAUAAUGCAUCUAUAACAAAUAAAGCACAGACAAUGCCUUCAAAUAUGGACCCUGAAGGCUUGACAGAAGGCCUUGUAAAGUUUGGCUGGAUCAAAGGAGUUUUGAUGAGAUGUUUACUAAACAUUUGGGGUGUUAUGCUGUUUUUGCGUCUGAGUUGGGUUGUUGGGCAAGCUGGCAUUUGGCAAGGCUUAUUAUUAAUUCUAAUUACAACAUGUGUCACAACAAUUACUGCAUUAUCUAUGAGUGCCAUUAGCACAAAUGGUAUUAUUAAAGGCGGUGGAACUUACUUCAUGAUAAGUCGCUCUCUAGGACCAGAAUUUGGUGGUUCAAUUGGUUUAAUUUUCUCUCUCGCAAAUGCAGUUGCCGUUGCUAUGUACAUUGUGGGAUUUUGUGAAUCACUGCUUUCAUUAUUAUGGAAUUCAUUCGGAUUUACAAUUAUUGAUGGUGCUGUGCAAGAUACCAGAAUCAUUGGAAGUAUUACAGUGCUGUUAUUAUUGAUUAUUGUAGUCAUCGGAAUGGAAUGGGAGGCAAAGGCACAAAUUGUAUUGCUUUUCAUUCUUUUGGCUGCUAUUUGUGAUUUCAUCUUCGGCUCUCUUUGGGGUCCGAAAAGUGAUGAAGAUAGAGCAAAGGGAUUUUUAGGCUAUAACAUGACAAUUCUCCAAACAAACAUCCUUCCGGAUUAUCGACUCGACAAGUCAACGAAUAAAACGCACGACUUCUUUUCAGUAUUUUCAAUCUUUUUUCCUGCAGCAACUGGAAUAUUAGCUGGGGCAAAUAUCAGUGGUGAUUUGAGAGAUCCACAAAAAGCUAUUCCAAAAGGUACGUUGCUUGCAAUUUUUCUGACAACGCUCUCAUACCUUGGGAUGGCGGUCAUGACUGGAAGCUGUGUCGUACGUGAUGCAACGGGAAACCUCACAGAAUACGUUCAAGGAACAUUCCUCGAUUGUACUGACCGAAAAUGUGAAUACGGAUUACAAAAUUCAUUCCAGGUCAUUGAACUUGUGUCAUUGUUUGGGCCAUUGAUAUAUGCUGGAUGUUUUGCGGCAACAUUAAGUUCUGCACUUGCAUCUCUAGUUUCUGCACCGAAAGUCUUUCAAGCACUUUGCAAGGACGAACUUUACCCGAAAAUUAAAUGGUUUGCAAAAGGAUUUGGAAAAAAUAAUGAGCCAGUACGCGGUUAUGUUUUGACAUUCAUUAUUGCAAUCGGAUUCAUUUUAGUCGGUGAACUGAACGCAAUUGCGCCAUUAAUCUCAAAUUUCUUCCUCGCAGCAUAUACGCUCAUUAACUUCAGCACAUUUCAUGCUAGCUUAGCAAAGCCAAUAGGAUGGAGACCAAAAUUCAAAUAUUAUAAUAUGUGGUUGAGUCUUGUCGGUGCCAUCCUAUGCGUAGCCGUAAUGUUUUUGAUAUCAUGGAUAACAGCUCUUCUUACAUUUGCGGUGGUUCUGACACUUUAUCUCAUUGUCGCAUAUCGUAAACCAGAUGUAAACUGGGGAAGCUCAACACAAGCACAAACAUACAAAAAUGCUCUGAUGAGUGUACAACAAUUGAAUUAUGUGGAGGAGCAUGUCAAAAAUUAUCGUCCGCAAAUAUUAGUGCUGUCAGGUUCACCCAACACCCGUCCACAACUUGUCACGUUUGGAUAUUUACUUACGAAAAAGUUGUCACUUCUCGUACUUGGACAUAUCAUGAAAACACAAAUCUCACAAAAGUACCGAAACUAUUUACUGAAAAAAUCCAAUGAUUUCUUUAAGCGCCAUAAAGUGAAAGGUUUCUAUUCCAUUGUUGACGAUAAUGAUUUUGAAACGGGCAGUCGUGCAUUAAUGCAAGCUUCAGGCCUUGGCAAGCUUAAGCCAAAUAUCUUACUUAUGGGAUAUAAGCAAGAUUGGCAGACAUGUGACAGUGCUGAAUUGGAUCGUUAUUUUAAUGUUGUGCAUAAGGCAUUUGAUAUGUAUUUGGCUGUAGCAAUUUUGAGAGUUCCCAACGGACUUGACUGUUCAAACUUCUUAGGCGAUGAAGCACCCCGACACAUCUUGGAAGCGCCAAAAACAUUAAUAUCAAAUGAUAGCUCGGCUGACCUUACCGCAGUACGAGAGAAAAAUAAUUCAAUUCACGGCAGUUGCGAUUCGUUGAGUCGAAACAUCUCACAAGAUGAGAAGAAUAAUGUACAUAAGAAGCCUGAAAUGAAAUGUAAGGCAAGCAGCACCAGCGAUCUCACUCAUAAUAACGUUUCUGAUGCCCCAGAUCCGGUCGAUAUUAAACGAAAACUCUUAAAUUCAACACCGAGCAAAUCAACAACGAAGAAAAUUGAUAAUGAUCCAUCAUUAUUGUACCGUGGACCAGGUGGCUCAGAAUUACCCAAGGAAAUCAUAGACGAGCUAACACGAUUUACAACAAAGCAACGAAAGGAUGCUGUUAUCGAUGUCUGGUGGCUUUAUGAUGAUGGCGGUUUAACAUUGCUUCUUCCUUACAUAAUCAGCACGAGGAGAAAUUGGAACACAUGCCGCCUACGUGUGUUUGCAUUGGCAAACAGAAACUCUGAACUUGAGUUCGAGCAAAGGUCAAUGGCUAGUUUACUAUCGAAAUUCCGUAUCGAUUAUUCAGAUCUUAUUUUAUUGCCUGAUAUUAGCAAGAAGCCAGAUGAAUCAACUGUGGCAUUUUUCGACGAUUUAAUUAAAAGUUUUGUUUCACCGAACGACAUUAGCGACGAUUCCAUGAUAACAGAAUCAGAAUUGAUUGCCGUGCAAGAUAAAACAAAUCGACACUUGAGGCUGCGCGAAUAUCUUCUCGAGCAUUCAGUAAAAUCAGAUUUGGUCGUGAUGACCUUACCAAUGCCUAGGAAGAAUAUUAUAAAAGCUGCACAUUAUAUGGCAUGGCUUGAGGCGCUGAGUAAGGAUCUACCACCAUUUUUAUUCGUGCGUGGCAAUCAACAAUCGGUCUUAACAUUCUAUUCUUAAUUGUUAUACAACUUACACAUCACAUUUUACCUUAUUAAUGCAAAGCAUACACAGAGAGAAAAAUAACCUUAGGUGCCCAUUAAUUAAGUUUAAAAGCGCAUGCAUAAUUUAAUUUAUUUUGAGAAAAAAAAUAUAUGAUGAAAAUGACAAAAUUCCAAGCUAAUAAAAAUAGCUUAAAAGCUUUGAUAUUAAAGGAACUUUUUUUAUGAAAAGAAUAUAAAGCUAAAAAAUUCCAUUUAGCAUUAAUUAAUUUUUUUAAUUCUCACAGUCCUUCGUGGAAAUAAUAUCUGAAAGUUCAGAGAAAUUUUAGCGUGCUUUUUUUCAUUUUUAAAUUUGAGUUUUAAAGCUUUGCUUUUGUAACAAUGUGAAAUUUUGGGAAAGGAAGAAAUAAUUGUUUAUUAGUAUUGAAAGGUCAAAAAAGCCAUGACUGGAAAGUAUUUGAAAAAUCAACCCCCCCCCAAACUCUCUUCUCAUUUGAAAAUUUCUGGCAACAAUCAUAAAUUCAUUCCUAUCUUCCUGUUCUAAGCUGACAUCUUCAUAACCUUGAUACCAAUUAAGUUUAGGCUAAUCACAGCAAAUGAACUAAAAGCAAAAGAUGAAUCAAGCAACAAUUACUAAUGAGAAAAAAGCGCUAAAAUGUUAAAGAAAUCUCAUUUCUAAUUUAACAAGAUUUUAAUAAGAAAAAAAAGUCAUGAAGCU